Molecule: messenger RNA, 1034 nt
Organism: Engraulis encrasicolus (European anchovy)
Lineage: Eukaryota; Metazoa; Chordata; Actinopteri; Clupeiformes; Engraulidae
Exons: 2
Coding region: 338-922 (194 amino acids)
Source: RefSeq, a predicted model, not a curated record
GAUGCUCAGAUGAAGCGCUCGCCAAAAGAUGUCGCCCAGAAAGAAUUCAAAAGAUGCGUUUUGUCGCUAUAUUGAACCUACCCACGGACGCUUGCCAAUCAGAUUUAAUCAAAUACCAAACAUACUUGGCCUUCUCCAGUCAGCGUGCAAUGUUAUGAUAACAGUUUCGAAGACCCCGCCUUUGGACAUGGUAUGGAUGCAUCGUUUCUCACCUGGCACCACAUUUCGACAUAUUCGGUGAGUGACAGCCAUUAUUAUUUUUAUAAGACAUUUACAUGUGCAUAUUCUUUGUGUAACUUUGCAACUAACCGAAGUAUCGUUUUGUUUUAGAACAAGAAUGGCAUCAAGAAUGCAAUCUUCGGGACAAGCUCAUCCAACGGUCCUUAUUGUUGGCGACAGCUACAUUCGCCGUGGGGAGGAGAGAGCAAGGACAACCCUGGGGAGAAAUCUGGGCACCUGUGCCCAGAUUGAGUGGCUUGGCUUGGGCGGAAUGAGGUGGCACUCGAUUGUCCCUCGCCUCAUGAAUUGGCUGAGAGGAAGAUUUCCUCCGGAUGUCCUGCUGAUUCACUGCGGCGGGAAUGACCUGGGGAAACUCAGGUCUGUGGCCCUCGCUGCGGCGAUGAAGCGGGAUUUACAGUACCUCCAGCAGCGUUUCCCCAAAAUGUUGAUUGGAUAUUCGGCCAUCACCCAGAGACGCUGCUGGGGUCCUGUACGUCUGAAGAAAAUCGAGCGCUCUCGAAAGUGGGUGAACAGUGAAAUGGCUACCUUUGUUUUGGGGCUGAACGGGUUCAUUGUGCGUCACGAUGGCAUACGCCAUUACAUGCCGGAGCUGUUUCUUAGGGAUGACGUUCAUAUGUCCGCUAGGGGCAAUGACAUUUUUUUAAAUUCUUUUGUAGACUGUCUGAGGGCUUUAUUUGCAUAGGGGUGAAAUGGAAAUUCUGCUCUACAGCAGCCAAUUGGCAAUCAGCUCCGGCUUGCAAAACUGUGUGUGAUUGUUGGUGCACCUUUGGGUAUAGACAGCAUUUAUCACAUUG